AUGGCGCCAAACAACAAGGAUAUGCGUCGUGCGGAACUAGUCGUUCCGUACCAGGAGCCCAUUUCCAAGGGCGAUAACCCCGAAUUCAGCUCGACGCUGUCGUCGACGAUGCCCAUGGCCGCCAUGUUUACGAGGAACAAGUUUGUUGGCUGGGCUGGUGUUGUCUUUUCCAUCCAGAACUGGCUCGGCGAGAGCGCCGAGACCAAGAAGAACGGCACACCCGGCUACUUCAACGUCGGUCUUUCCGUCAUGGCCCUCGCUGUCACAUAUAUGCCUCUAUUUAUGCCGCCUCCCGAUCGUUCUGCCGCCGGCACUGCCACGGGCGCUCCCGCUCCCGUUCCUCCUGCUUAA
Beauveria bassiana ARSEF 2860 is the source of this 351-nucleotide messenger RNA. RefSeq lists its product as uncharacterized. Lineage: Eukaryota; Fungi; Ascomycota; Sordariomycetes; Hypocreales; Cordycipitaceae. Gene Ontology annotation, cellular component: endoplasmic reticulum membrane. Gene Ontology annotation, biological process: protein insertion into ER membrane. The record is from RefSeq and is a predicted model, not a curated record. The transcript is spliced from 4 exons. The coding region runs from base 1 to 351 and encodes 116 amino acids. Gene Ontology annotation, molecular function: protein folding chaperone.